UUCCAAGUCUACUCGUCAAAAGAGCGUAAAAGAGUAGGCAGCUCCUCUGUCUGUGUCUCUGUCUGUCUCCCCGACAUUCCGACUGUUAUUGCCUAUUGGGUAGCGAGUGACUCUGUGAAACGACAAGAGAUGGCUUCUGAGGAUUGCCAAGACGCUCGCAUAGCAAGAAUCGCCGCAGCCAUCCGAGUCAUUCCAAACUUCCCUAAAACAGGGAUUAUGUUCCAAGACAUAACCACCUUGCUUCUUGAUACGAGGGCGUUCAGGGACACCAUCGAUUUGUUCGUUGAGAGGUACAAAGACAAAGAUAUCUCUGUGGUUGCAGGUAUUGAAGCUAGAGGUUUUAUCUUUGGCCCUCCAGUUGCAUUGGCUAUAGGUGCAAAGUUUGUCCCCUUGAGAAAGCCCAAUAAGUUGCCUGGGGAGGUUAUUUCCGAAGAGUAUUCAUUGGAGUAUGGAAAAGACAAAAUGGAGAUGCAUGUAGGCGCUGUUCAAGCAGGAGAACCUGCACUGGUAAUAGAUGAUCUCAUUGCAACUGGGGGAACCUUGUGUGCAGCAAUCAGCCUACUCGAGCGUGUUGGAGUGCAUGUGGUAGAGUGUGCUUGUGUUAUUGAAUUGCCUGAGCUGAAGGGCCGGGAACGGUUGGGAGAGAAACCAUUGUUUGUUCUUGUUGAUGCAGCUUGAUCUGGAGUGUCUGAGGUAGUACCGAUUGUUUCUCGGCUUAUAAUUCUUAUAUACAUGAAUACUAGAUGUCUUCUUGAAGCUAGAUUUUCGGAGAAACUAUUUUGAGUUGAAGUACUCCGGUAAAGCUCGGUUUGCUAAUAAAAGGUAAUUUGUUCGUGUGGUUGAAGAGAA
Molecule: messenger RNA, 849 nt
Organism: Juglans microcarpa x Juglans regia
Lineage: Eukaryota; Viridiplantae; Streptophyta; Magnoliopsida; Fagales; Juglandaceae
Product: adenine phosphoribosyltransferase 1, chloroplastic-like
Exons: 6
Coding region: 130-678 (182 amino acids)
Biological process (GO): adenine salvage
Cellular component (GO): cytosol; cytoplasm
Molecular function (GO): adenine phosphoribosyltransferase activity
Source: RefSeq, a predicted model, not a curated record